UGCUGCCGGGUGUCCAUGGCCCUUACCCCUAAGCUGCCAGUGCAACAGUCAGAGUGGCGGCCAGAGGCUCAGUCCAUGCAGUACCCCCUGGACAGUGCUGGUGAGGCUAAACAAGAGGCCUCCACAUCUUGACACUUAAAGAGUAAGAACGAAGUGUCGCCGGGAUAGAGGACCAUGCUGCGUCGCAAGCCCUCCAAUGCUAGCGAGAAGGAGCCCACUCAGAAGAAAAAGCUCUCACUUCAGCGUUCCAGCAGUUUCAAGGAUUUUGCCAAAUCCAAACCCAGCUCCCCAGUGGUGAGCGAGAAGGAAUUUAAUCUGGAUGAUAAUAUUCCAGAAGAUGAUUCAGGUGCCCUUACCCCAGAGGAUACUGGGAAGAGUGGCAAAAAGCUGGGGAAGAAGUGGAGGGCCGUAAUUUCCCGAACCAUGAACAGGAAGAUGGGCAAGAUGAUGGUGAAGGCCCUGUCAGAGGAGAUGGGAGAUACUCUGGAGGAGGGUUCAGCCUCCCCGACAUCUCCAGACUGCAACCUGGACAGCCCUGGCCCUGAGAAGAUGGCACUGGCCUUUUCUGAGCAGGAGGAGCGUGAGCUCCCAGCACUCAACCGCCAGGAGUCAACAGGCAGUGAGCUCUGCAGCCCCAUCCCAGGCUCUGGCAGCUUCAGGGAGGAACCACCUGCCCCUCAGUACACAGGGCCUUUCUGUGGCCGGGCCCGAGUUCAUACCGACUUCACUCCCAGCCCCUAUGACCACGACUCGCUGAAACUGCAGAAAGGAGAUGUAAUUCAGAUUGUUGAAAAACCACCUGUGGGCACAUGGCUGGGCCUGCUCAAUGGCAGGCUGGGCUCUUUCAAAUUCAUCUACGUGGAUGUGCUGCCUGAGGAGGCCGUGGGGCCUGCCCGCCCCAGCCGCCGACAGAGCAAAGGCAAGAGGCCCAAGCCCAAGACUCUGCAUGAACUGCUGGAGCGCAUUGGCCUAGAGGAACACACAUCCACUCUGCUGCUCAAUGGCUACCAGACGCUGGAGGACUUCAAAGAGCUGCGGGAAACACACCUGAAUGAGCUGAACAUCACGGACCCACAGCACCGGGCCAAGCUGCUCACAGCUGCAGAGCUGCUGCUGGAUUACGACACCGGCAGCGAGGAGGCAGAAGAGGGCGCCGAAAGCAGCCAGGAGCCAGCGACACACACUGCGUCAGACCCCAAGGGGGACAUUCCGCGGGACUCAGGCUGCUUCGAGGGCUCAGAGAGUGGGCGUGAUGAGGCGGAGCUGGCAGGAGCUGAGGAGCAGCUGCACUGCCUCUCCUUAGCCGGGUCACCUUGAGCAGAGGUGGCAGUGGUGGGCCAAGGCUGGGCCCAAGCAGCACAAGCAGCAGGGAUGGACCUGGCCUACCGCAGUGGCCUGUGCUGGAGGACUAGUGGAGGACUGGAACUGAGCCCGGCCCUGCUCCCCUCAGGGCACCUAGGUCCAGAGAGGCUGGGCAGGGCCCUACAGGCUUGGCUGGAGUAAAUGAAGAGCCUCUGAGAGCACAUCCCACCUGCCUGGCUCUCUCCUUCUACCAGCUACUGACAGCGCAGCCUGCUCUGGUCAUGGCCACAGCCAAGUGGGGCACCAAGGAGCCUCCUUGCCCAAGUCUCUCACCACCAAAGCCUCCCAAUCCUCCUCAACCCCACAGCACCUUCCCUGAGGCACUGCUCCUGAAAAAGGGGCCAAGUCAGCAUUUCAGGUCAGUCUCAGGACCUUAGGGAAGCUGGCCAUUUAAAAAGAUUCUAAUUGAUCAUGAGUAAAUCCAGACUGCCCUCAAUAAGGUCUGAAGAAAGCCACAUGUACCUUUUCUCCUCCUAACUUUCUGAUAGGUUUAGCCACUAAAUCACUAUCUGAUUUGAUCCAAGUGUCUUCCCCAAUCUGUCUAGGAUGGUCAGGAUUAGAAUAGAUAGAUUCUGAGGGCCUUGCCAACUCUGACAUUCUGUGACAUUAAAUGUUACCCGUGGCCCAGGACAGCAGUGGGGUUUACUGAAGGGGCUGGAGGGGCCUUGGGCUCACAAAUGAAAUGGCUCCUUCUGCUCAUCUGUUCCACACCUCCCCAUGUAACUCAGGACAAACAGCAACUUACCCCAGCUUAAAACAAUGCCCAUAUCUCAUACAACGUGUGCCCUCCCCUUCCACUUCUGGCCCCUUCAAAUGACACUUCUCCCCAAGGUCAAUGGAAGAUGGUCAGACCUGGCUUCCAAGGGCAGAGUGGCCCCUAAGGAGCAAGAUGCAGGUCUAGGCCCAGACUUGGCCUCUUUUGUGAGUCCUUACAAGCAAAGAAAACACAAACUAGGCAAGUCUACUAUCCCAACUUUACUAAAGAUUUUGAUGUACCCUGAGCUCCAGAAGGGGAAGGAGAAUGUCUAUUGGUAGGAACCUCCCUUGACACCAGUGCCAAAUCUGUGCCCUGAAUUCUAGAGUAACCCUUCCCCGGGACUCAACUGGCCCAAGGACAAAUAGUGCCCACUAAAUCUAGGACUGCGGCUUAGUGGACACAUUUCAGGACCUACUACCAGGAACUUUGGUAAAGCUAGCUUGCGGGGAAGGGUUUUGUGUAAAUAUAAGGGGGUGGAGAGGGAUAGGUUAGCAGCAAUAAAUAUAAGUAAAACAAAAUUACUGUCUCCAGUUAUC
Pteropus alecto (black flying fox) is the source of this 2655-nucleotide messenger RNA. RefSeq names its product SAM and SH3 domain containing 3 (gene SASH3). The transcript is spliced from 8 exons. Lineage: Eukaryota; Metazoa; Chordata; Mammalia; Chiroptera; Pteropodidae. Gene Ontology annotation, cellular component: cytoplasm; nucleus. The record is from RefSeq and is a predicted model, not a curated record. Gene Ontology annotation, molecular function: protein binding. The coding region runs from base 175 to 1317 and encodes 380 amino acids. Gene Ontology annotation, biological process: positive regulation of adaptive immune response; positive regulation of immunoglobulin production; positive regulation of B cell proliferation.